Messenger RNA from Carlito syrichta (Philippine tarsier), 1770 nucleotides. RefSeq names its product isthmin 1 (gene ISM1). The record is from RefSeq and is a predicted model, not a curated record. Gene Ontology annotation, biological process: negative regulation of angiogenesis. The transcript has 5 exons. The coding region runs from base 9 to 1253 and encodes 414 amino acids. Lineage: Eukaryota; Metazoa; Chordata; Mammalia; Primates; Tarsiidae.
ACCUCAACAUGGAAAGUGACUCCAUAUCAGAAACCAGCUUUUCUCUCUCCAAAGAAGCACCAGGGGAGCAUCUGGACCACCAGGCUGCACAUCAACCCUUCCCCAGACAGCGAUUCCGACAAGAGACUGGACACCCUUCAUUGCAAAGAGAUGGCCCCAGAUCCUUUCUCCUUGAUCUACCAAACUUCCCAGAUCUUUCCAAAGCUGAUAUCAAUGGGCAGAAUCCAAAUAUACAGGUCACCAUAGAGGUGGUCGACGGUCCUGACUCUGAAGCAGAUAAAGAUCAGCAUCCGGAGAAUAAGCCCAGCUGGUCAGUCCCAUCCCCUGACUGGCGGGCCUGGUGGCAGAGGUCCCUGUCCUUGGCCAGGGCAAACAGCGGGGACCAGGACUACAAGUACGACAGUACCUCAGACGACAGCAACUUCCUCAACCCUCCCAGAGGGUGGGACCGUCCGGCCCCAGGCCACCGGACUUUUGAAACCAAAGAGCAGCCAGAAUAUGAUUCCACAGACGGUGAGGGUGACUGGAGUCUCUGGUCUGUCUGCAGCGUCACCUGCGGGAAUGGCAACCAGAAACGGACCCGGUCUUGUGGCUAUGCAUGCACUGCCACAGAAUCGAGGACCUGUGACCGUCCAAACUGCCCAGGAAUUGAAGACACUUUCAGGACAGCUGCCACCGAAGUGAGUCUGCUUGCGGGAAGCGAGGAGUUUAAUGCCACCAAACUGUUUGAAGUUGACACAGACAGCUGUGAGCGCUGGAUGAGUUGCAAGAGCGAGUUCUUAAAGAAGUACAUGCACAAGGUAAUCAACGACCUGCCCAGCUGCCCCUGUUCCUAUCCGACAGAGGUGGCCUACAGCACGGCCGACAUCUUUGACCGCAUCAAGCGCAAGGACUUCCGCUGGAAGGACGCCAGCGGGCCCAAGGAGAAGCUGGAGAUUUACAAGCCCACAGCCCGGUACUGCAUCCGCUCCAUGCUGUCCCUGGAGAGCACCACGCUGGCUGCCCAGCACUGUUGCUAUGGCGACAACAUGCAGCUCAUCACCAGGGGCAAAGGCGCGGGGACGCCCAACCUCAUCAGCACCGAAUUCUCAGCCGAGCUCCACUACAAGGUGGACGUCCUGCCCUGGAUUAUCUGCAAGGGCGACUGGAGCAGGUACAAUGAGGCCCGGCCUCCCAACAACGGACAGAAGUGCACAGAGAGCCCUUCAGACGAGGACUACAUCAAGCAGUUCCAGGAGGCCAGGGAGUAUUAAAGAGGCUGGGAUGAGGUGGAGAUGCCACCUCUGGUUUGGGGAUACACACACACACACGCACGCACGCACACACACACGGAUCUGCUGACUGGUGGCGAGGCCUUCUUACCCGCAGAUGUGUUUAUUCGUAUAUACCACGUGAGUAUUUUUCACGAAUUACAUUAGGAGUGUGCGCCAGACCAGUGACUGUCAUGAGAAGCUGCCCCGCCUUCUACAAUGCCUGCAGAGCUCCUUGGAAGUCCUCCUGGAGGCAGCGUGGGCAGGAGGAUGGGGACAAAGAAGCAGAAGAAGAAUCUGGAAGUCAUAGUGGGCGUCUUUCAAUUCACAACUGGAUCCAGUGUUUCCAAGAGAAACAAAAGGGGAAAGAGACUGAGGUUGUAAACCUUAUAAGCAGUUUUUAUAUAUAACUUAUUUAAUGCAAAUGUGACUUAAGCAUAACCUUUUCUCUGGAGUCGUCAUUGUAGAACUAUUUAAUCACUUCUGUGAGAGUUCAGAAAGAAAGGGAAGUGGAAGAGAA